UCUGUGUUUCUCGAGUCAUCUUUCGCUUCUCUCUCUGUGUUUUGAUCGGAAACACGGACGUAGAAAAUGGGGAAGGGCUACUUGAGAAUGAAGACUGACUCGGUUUCCGGCGAUUUGAUCAAUUCCGAUUUCAAAGACCUUGCUGCUGCUGCUAAGAAGCUUGCAAAUCAUGCCGUCCACCUCGGAAGCUUAGGCUUUGGUACCACUUUUCUUGAAUGGAUCGCUUCUUUUGCUGCAAUUUAUCUGUUGGUCUUGGAUCGGACAAACUGGAAAACAAACAUCCUCACAGGGCUGUUAAUCCCGUACAUAUUCUUUAGCCUUCCGUCACUAAUUUUCUCUAUCUUCAGGGGAGAAAUUGGAAGCUGGAUUGCCUUCGUUGCGGUUAUCUUGCGACUCUUUUUCCCUAAACGAUUCCCAGAAUGGGCUGAAUUGCCGGCUGCGCUGAUUCUUCUAAUGGUUGUGGCUCCGAGUUUAAUUGCAACCACUGUGAGGGAUGACUGGAUCGGCGUUGCAAUAUGUCUCGUCAUUGCAGCUUACUUGCUGCAAGAACACAUCCGGGCAUCCGGUGGAUUCGGAAAAGCUUUCACACAACCCCGUGGCGUAUCAAACACUGUCGGCAUAAUUUGUCUGUUCAUCUACCCUGUUUGGGCGUUGGUCCUUGACAUCCUAUAGUUCCCUGCACUCUGAUAUUCUUUUGGGGGUUGUAGAUUUUGUGAUGUUUUAUAUUUGAGAAAAAUUCAGUCACCGUCCCCAAACUAUGCUGCUAAGGACAAUUUGAUAUCCGAACUCUCAAAAGUAGCAAUGUGAUACUCAAACACGUAUUUUGAUAUCAACAUGAUACUUCCGUCAAAAAUUUCUAACGGCUCCGUUAUUUGAUGACGUGGCAAGCACGUGGAGACAAAAAAAGAAAUUAAAUGACCAACUUACCCUUUUGUUUUUGUUAAUUCAUUUUUAUUUUUAUUUUUUUUUUCA
Molecule: messenger RNA, 972 nt
Organism: Rosa rugosa (rugosa rose)
Lineage: Eukaryota; Viridiplantae; Streptophyta; Magnoliopsida; Rosales; Rosaceae
Product: cold-regulated 413 plasma membrane protein 1-like
Exons: 4
Coding region: 67-672 (201 amino acids)
Cellular component (GO): membrane
Source: RefSeq, a predicted model, not a curated record